Sphaeramia orbicularis (orbiculate cardinalfish) is the source of this 1327-nucleotide messenger RNA. RefSeq names its product zinc finger protein 414. The record is from RefSeq and is a predicted model, not a curated record. The transcript is spliced from 5 exons. Lineage: Eukaryota; Metazoa; Chordata; Actinopteri; Kurtiformes; Apogonidae. The coding region runs from base 43 to 1065 and encodes 340 amino acids.
UCGUAUUGUAGUUGUCAUUGCAGCGUCCGUACAUCUGCUGAAAUGAUGUCUUCGGGACCCACAACAACCACGGAGGCACUCAACAGUGGACAGGAGGCAAACAAGAGGGCAGCGUGUCCAUUAUAUGGCUGUAAACGGGUUUAUGCUGAUAUGAAUGCUCUGCAAACACACAUAAAGGACCAUGAGAUCCCAGCUCAGUCUCUUCCUGGUAAAGUGUUGCUGUGUUCCACCAUCGGCUGCAGUGGGUCCUUCCCCGACAUGCAGAAACUCAUGGAACAUAUGAGGCAUCAUCAUAAACCCAACAUAUUCUUCUUGUGUGAGAGCUGUCGCACAAAGCUGAGAUCCUACCGUGGCCUCCUGACCCACCUCCACACCUGCUCCAAGGUGCCACGGGGCCAAAAAAAGCCCCCUGAGGCGACACCCUCGCAGCCCACUGCUGUGACUCCCAUGGCUGUGGACCAGAACCCACAACAACCAGACUCUGCUGUGACUACCCCUCAGCAGCAGUCCUCUCAGGUCCCUGAUGGUGCUACUCAGAUGGACCUGGCUCCUCCCCCUGGUUCAUCUAACCCUCAGCUCCCCCCUCCACAGCUCACAGAGGCACUGCCACAGCUCAAGAUUGACCCAUCCCAGGUGUCGCUGCCAUUAAAACCAGAGGAACAAAAGGCUCCAGACCCCACAGAGACCCAGAUUCAGCAGCAGUCACAGACCCAGAUUCAGCAGCAGCAGCCUCAGACCCAGAUUCAGCAACAGCAGCCACAGACCCAGGUUCAGCAGCAGCCACAGACCCAAAUUCAGCAGCAGCCACAGACCAGGUCUCCUGAGCCGGUCCAUCCUUUAGGACCAGCUUCCCAAUCUCCUCCUGGGUUGUCUGCAGUCUGGAAGAAGAACCAAGGGCUGACCUGUAGCAGACGUAUCCUCUGGGAACACACCAAAGGCCGCUACACCUGUAUCCAGUGUGGCCACAGUGUAACCAAUCGCAAAGACAUGACCCAACACAUCAACACCCACCACAGUGGAAACAGACCCACAGAGGAUACAGCGAACGCCGUCACCAACACUUAGUGGAAAGAUGAGGUAUCUCUGCUCAUUGAAUCCACUUUGACGACAAGAUACAAGACUGUCUGACAUAGUAGAACCCAAAGCUAAAACCAUCUCUGUACAAACAACAGGAGGAAAUUCAGUUCACAGGCAGAUAAAGAUGAAUGUUGUGAAUAACGUUUGUGUAUUUGCAUGUAGAGAAACUAUUAUACUGUGUGUUUUGUAGCAACAACUCUGCAACAGUAACCGUUUUUAGAUGAUAAUAAAGCAUCUGGACAUCUUAACA